UACAGACUAAUUUUAUGUCUAAUUCUUCCAAAGUUAAGUUUUCCAAAACCGACAUAACUACAAUUUAUGCUAAAUUAAAAUAUGUGUACUUUGCACCAAAUAUCAGGCAAAACAGUGGUUUAUGGCAAUAACAAGGGGCUGUUUUUAGACCUGAACAGUGCAGUAUUUACACUACACAUGUGGCCAUUAAAGCAGAUUUAUGUAAAGCAUCAUUUGCUAAGCAUACUGUCGCUUCUAGGCCUGAAUCCAAUGGUCCCAUCUGGAGCUCAGCAUUGAUCCCGUGCCUGCUGACCUUGAGGAGGAGAUUUAAAAUACACGCCAUGAAUAAAAAUGUGGUAUGAAUAAGAUAUAAAGAGAAGUAAGAGGUGCAGAACAGAUUGGUGUUAUUGUUUUGCAGAGUAAUGGUUGUGUUUAAACGGCUUCUGUACAUCCUGUUGGACCUGUUAUCAGCAGGGUAAACAAGGGCUUUGGCGACACACAGUGUUACAAAUGAGCAUUUUCCUUUUUUUCCCCUCCACAUCGACAGGUGGCAGCUCUAAGUUGAUAGUUUAUGAUUAAUUUACCAAAACAAGUCAUAGAAAUACAGCAGGUAGAGUGGAUGUGACAAUUAAUCAGAAUCAUAAAUCAGUUUUAUUGGCCAGGUAUGUACACGUACAAGGAAUUUGACUCUUGUUUUACGUCACCCUUAUGAAAACAGGCUAAACAAAAUAGAUAUAAACUACUAUGUACAGUUAUAUAUGUAAAUAUACACACAUAUAUAAAAAUAAACAACAACAAUAACAUUUGUAGACAGUAGGAAAUAGUGCAAAGGAUGCUCGAAUAAAUAUUUGUGUGCAUGUAAGUAGAUAUUUAUGACAUAAAUAACUGAAACUGUCAUAAUAAAGAUAUAUUUUCCCAAAUAAAUAAUUAUUAAAAUCAAAAUACUGACAAAUAUGUUAUCAAAUGAACAUUAUCACGGUUAAGAUUAGGACAUAAAGGAUUAAACACUACAUAAAUUAAUUAAUUAAUUGUACAGAGACUGUUGUUGUGCUGAUGCCUUGUAGAAGGUUCAAUAAGGGAGAGGAAAGACUGCAGGAAGGUGGUGGAUUAUCUUUUAUUUAAAUACUUACAUGAAACAGGUUUAAUUUACAGAAUAUAAUUCCACUAUAAAGUCAUGAUCUGACACACUCCACACUGUACCUUGAACAUUGGUUUGUAGCCCGCCUUAAAACCAAAAAAAAGAAGCGCUUCUACUUAAAAAAUAGUAAGUAGUACUUUUACUUAAUUAUUUAAGAAUAACAUAAAUAAUAGACAGAAUUGAGUUAUUUUGUUGUUGUUUUUUGGUUACAUCCACCUCUUUAAAACUGCUUUUAAUGUUUAAUUGUUGUGUAUUGUAGAUAAAUAUAUAUAAUAUAUAUUGUAAUGUGUUGUUUCCUAUUGAGUCUAUGUAUUUUAACUUAUGUGCAAUGUCUUUUAGUUCAUUAAAAGCACCACAAAGUAAAUAAUGAGUAAAAGCACCGCCCCACACUGUGCAGCAGGGGGCGGUAAUGAAAACAAUAAAACCCUCCGCGCUGUGUUUGACUCGGAUAAGUUAGCUCCUCGCUAACCGCGCGAUGGACAAUGUCCCCGGUUUUUGCUCGCCGGUCACUACCGAGGAAAACGGUGCAGAAACCCGCGACGGCCCCUCCGUGGAAGACGGAUUAGUCGACGCUUUCGGCGACCUGGCUGCCCUCCCGGUCGAGGUCGGGGAGAGAAGACCGACGUGUUUACGGUGCCGUCGCCCUCAGAAGGUGUGUCUCUGUCCUUUUCUCCCACCACAACCCCUGGAGGUGUCCACCUGUCUGUACGUAGUGCAGCAUCCUGCAGAGGAGAGCAGAGUACUGCGCACAGUUCCUCUACUUGCUGCUUGUUUGCCAUCAGGAAAAUGCAACGUCAUAGUUGGAAGGAGAUUCAACGAGGAGAAGCACCCGGAGCUGGCUGCCGUAUGUCGGGACAGCAGAACGCUGAUCCUGUACCCGGGCCCCAAAUCCCAAAACCUGGAGGAGUUAGUGCAAUACCAGGAAGUGGGCAGUGUGAAACAUAAUGUGAUCAUCAUAGACGGCACCUGGAGCCAGGCCAAGAACAUGUUCCUCAAAAACAGCCUGUUCCACCUUCCGAAACAGGUCCAGCUCAACAGGACUCUGUCCAGUCAGUAUGUGAUCCGCACGCAACCCUCCAACAUCUGUCUGUCCACGCUGGAAUGUGCUGCUGUCGCCCUCUCCAUCCUGGAGCAGAAUGACGACAUCCAAGAGGUUCUGCUGAGGCCCCUGAAGGCCCUGUGCUCCUUCCAGCUACAGCACGGCGCCCAGGUCCAUCACAGCAAAGAGCAUCUACUGAAGAACGGCAUGUACGACAAACCGAUGCCCAAGAACAAACGCAAGAUAAAGAGGAUGGAGAAACUCGUCACUGACCACAACAUCUGCCCGAGAUGAGGGAGCGUCCGAGCGGAGAAACGGGGGCCCGACUCAUCUCUGCUGUCCGCGCUGCACAGGACUGAAUCAUCAGAGCAGCACGCCGCCACCGCCGCAUCAGGGCGCAGGAAGGAAGGGAAACCACUGGACUUACUAGGGAGUUGUUGUCUUUUUUUCUUCUGUUUUUAGAUUAUUGUAAUUUAUGUAUUUGUCAUUAAUUUAAAAUAAAUUAAGGACAUGUUAAAGUGUGACCAAUAAA
Molecule: messenger RNA, 2688 nt
Organism: Morone saxatilis (striped sea-bass)
Lineage: Eukaryota; Metazoa; Chordata; Actinopteri; Moronidae
Gene: dtwd2
Product: DTW domain containing 2
Exons: 6
Coding region: 1593-2450 (285 amino acids)
Source: RefSeq, a predicted model, not a curated record